ACAGCAAAAAAGCUCCAGAUUGUAAACUACUUAGUAGUUUCACGAAAAGGUAAGCCGAUCAGGGAACCCAAACCUUAAAAAAAACUCUUUCUUCCCCAUUCUUUAAUUUCGUUUUCUUUCACUUUCUCUGCACAUUUUUUUAUGGGAAAAUCCCUUCCCUCCACAACCAGGCUUUACCAACUAGCAAAGUCAACAUCGAAUAGUCUCAAGGCUGCUCAACAAGCAAAACCCACCUCGCAAAAUCCUGGAAUAGGUGAGAAAUCGAAGCAGCAGCCGCUGAGAUUGAAGAAGAAGGAGAUGGAGACGGAAAGCAGCGCAGCAGAGAAGGAGAACAACGGCCGUAUCUCUCUUUCCGAUGUGGUAUCGGAUUGCGUGAAGCGAUGGUUCAAAGAUACGCUCAAGGAGGCCAAAGCUGGGGAUAUCAACAUGCAGGUUUUAGUGGGUCAGAUGUAUUAUAGUGGUUAUGGUGUUCCCAGAGAUGCCCAGAAGGGAAGAAUUUGGAUUACAAGAGCGUCAAGGACUCGAUCCUCUGUUUGGAAAGUUAGUGAUAAGCAUCCAGGUUAUAAUGCAAGUGAUUCAGAUUCAGAUGAAUUAAAAGGUGAUUCUUAGCUAGUUAUGGCUGGACCAUAUCGGCAUCCUCUCCCAUCAAUAUGGUGUCGUGGCUCUGCGGCCUGCUUUUCGCCAGAUUGUGAAUGUAUUUUGUAACAAGAUGUUAUGCUUUUUUUUCCAUCUAGUUGUUUCGGUUUUGCAGGAUUGAUCACUGUAUGAUUGUUUGAUUACCAAUAAUCAGAAACAAUUAUUUGUUAAUUACA
Messenger RNA from Ziziphus jujuba (common jujube), 812 nucleotides. RefSeq lists its product as uncharacterized. Gene Ontology annotation, molecular function: protein binding. The record is from RefSeq and is a predicted model, not a curated record. The transcript has 4 exons. NCBI's taxonomy places the organism in Eukaryota, Viridiplantae, Streptophyta, Magnoliopsida, Rosales, Rhamnaceae. Bases 142 to 609 code for a protein of 155 amino acids.